GGUGUCUAUAUCUCCUUUAUAAUAGACUGCACAGAACGCUAUACAGCAGUCAGACGGAGACCAGCGGCGCCUCAUCGCCCGGCCGACCACAUUAUGGAGGCCAUCAAGAAGAAAAUGCAGAUGCUGAAGCUGGACAAGGAGAAUGCCCUGGACCGGGCUGACCAGGCGGAGACCGAACAGAAGCAGGUGGAAGACAAAAGCAAGCAGAUGGAGGACGAACUGCUGUCCAUGCAGAAGAAACUGAAGGGGACAGAGGACGAGCUGGACAAGUACUCAGAGGCCCUGAAGGAUGCCCAGGAGAAGCUGGAGACGGCAGAGAAGAAGGCGGCUGAUGUAGGUACCUGA
This is a messenger RNA of Bufo bufo (common toad), 345 nucleotides long. RefSeq names its product tropomyosin alpha-3 chain-like. Gene Ontology annotation, molecular function: actin filament binding. The record is from RefSeq and is a predicted model, not a curated record. The transcript is spliced from 2 exons. Gene Ontology annotation, biological process: muscle contraction; actin filament organization. Lineage: Eukaryota; Metazoa; Chordata; Amphibia; Anura; Bufonidae. Bases 94 to 345 code for a protein of 83 amino acids. Gene Ontology annotation, cellular component: actin filament.